Phycomyces blakesleeanus NRRL 1555(-) is the source of this 534-nucleotide messenger RNA. RefSeq lists its product as hypothetical. The record is from RefSeq and is a predicted model, not a curated record. The transcript has 4 exons. The coding region runs from base 17 to 352 and encodes 111 amino acids. Gene Ontology annotation, cellular component: plasma membrane; early endosome; EMC complex. NCBI's taxonomy places the organism in Eukaryota, Fungi, Mucoromycota, Mucoromycetes, Mucorales, Phycomycetaceae.
AUUUAAUAUUUUUCUGAUGAGCAGUAGUCAGCAGCUUGGUAGACUCAUUGGUCUUAUUGGCACACUUUUUCUCGCUCAUGCUGCCUACUCUACCUAUGAGCAUCUCGCCUAUCUUAAGGCAGUAGAUCAAGCCUCCAUUGACAUUCCAAUUGAAAUUAUCGUUGAAUGCCUGGUCUCAGCUAUUGUCACACUCAUUGGUGUCUUAUUAUCUGCCGAUUCUUUCAAGAACAUUUUGAUGGAAGCCGAGAUUGCCAAGCAAACUAUUGAUAAAAUUGACACACGACCAUCGUUUAUUACAUUCAACCACCGGAAAGUUGUCUCGACUCAUUCUCAGUUGGAUAGAAAAUUUUAAUACUCUAAAUAUUAUUAUUUAUAAAGACAGUAUAGAUUAUGUUCUUAUUUAUUGAGAGGAGAAGCAUAAAGAAGAAGAAUAACAAUGAUGGGGCUGAAGCAGAGUAAACCGUCGAAACCGUGUUAAUUAUUUGUUAUUCACUUCAAAAAUAAAAUAUUGUAAACUUGAUGAUUUACGAGUCU